Molecule: messenger RNA, 345 nt
Organism: Nannizzia gypsea CBS 118893
Lineage: Eukaryota; Fungi; Ascomycota; Eurotiomycetes; Onygenales; Arthrodermataceae
Exons: 5
Coding region: 1-345 (114 amino acids)
Biological process (GO): protein insertion into mitochondrial inner membrane; protein import into mitochondrial matrix
Cellular component (GO): TIM23 mitochondrial import inner membrane translocase complex
Source: RefSeq, a predicted model, not a curated record
AUGCCUCCAGUUAUGCCGUCGGGCGGUGGCCAGAUGAAGGCGCCAUCAACAUUUGACAAGAUGAAAAUGGGUGCUAUGAUGGGAGGAUCUGUUGGCCUGAUCAUGGGCUUCAUCAUCGGAACCGUCUCGAUCUUCCAGUACGGUGCCGGCCCGAACGGCAUAAUGCGCACCCUAGGCAAAUACAUGGCUGGUUCGGGGGCUACGUUCGGCUUUUUCAUGUCAAUUGGCAGCGUCAUAAGAACAGAAGGCCACCCAGGCGCCUACCAGAUGUGGUCUGCCGCCCAUCGACGACCAAUGCUCAUCCCAAGCCAGUUCCAGAAUCGGCCACAGGCCCGAAAAGAAUAA